This is a messenger RNA of Lolium rigidum, 3432 nucleotides long. Its product is annotated as nuclear pore complex protein NUP58-like. The transcript is spliced from 5 exons. The record is from RefSeq and is a predicted model, not a curated record. Gene Ontology annotation, molecular function: structural constituent of nuclear pore. Gene Ontology annotation, biological process: nucleocytoplasmic transport. NCBI's taxonomy places the organism in Eukaryota, Viridiplantae, Streptophyta, Magnoliopsida, Poales, Poaceae. Gene Ontology annotation, cellular component: nuclear pore. Bases 1 to 1401 code for a protein of 466 amino acids.
AUGUCGAGGCUGGGCCUCAACAUCGACCUAGACGACGUCGCCAGGCGCCUCAGCUUCUCCCCCGACCCCGACCACCGCCCGCCGCAGAUGCCGCCGCGCCAGGUUGGAAGGUUCCGGGUGGAGCCGGCGCUCUCGCCGAUCGCCGAGGAGCAGGAGCAGGAGGCGGCGGCGACGCACACCCCCGCGCGCCCUCCGCCAUGGGUCUCGUCACCGUCGCAGGCGCCGCCCUCCGCGCCUCACACGGGGACCUACGAGUGGCCUGCGAUGUCCCUACCCCCCGUAUCGCCGUCGCCGUCGCCUUUCCGCGCGCAGGUCCCGGCUCCUCCCACGCCGCAGCAGGUUGCGGCGGCGCUGGGGAAAUUGGAGCAGGCACGCCAAGCCGGGCUGCAGCAGGCGUGGGUGGCGGCGCAGCAGCAGCAGGCGCUCGCGGGAUGGGAGCAGAGACGUCAGGACGGGCUGCAGCAGCCAUGGGCGUUGGCGCAGCCGCAGCCGCAGCAGGCCGCAUCGACGGGAUUGGGGCAGGGACGUACGUCGGGGCCGCAGCAGGCGUGGGCGGAAGCGCAGCAGCAGCAGCAGCUGAGGCUGUACACGGUGGAAGGGGAGCCCGCGGGGUACAAGACGAAGUGGGAGGACCUCCAUCCCUUCUCCCAGCACCUCCUGCUACAGAUCGAGGACAGGAUAAGGGAGGAGAGGCAAGCGUGCGAGCAGUUGGAGCAAUGCAGCCGCCUCUGCGACCCGUCAGUCUCCAAUAGCAGUUUUGAACUGGAUGCUCGUCACAUUACACAGGAGAUUGGGUCAAUCUCCACCAUCAUGAACAGGGAGAAGGCUUCCAUUCAGAGAUUAAUGGAUUCUGUCAAAGAAAGUAUGUCCAUUGCAGAAUUUGCUAUAGGUUCAUAUGUGAACUUGAGACCAUGGUUCGUCAGCAGAGGUGCUGCAAAUACCAGUUUUGCAAACCAUGCUGGAUCUUCAGCCGCUCGUACUCAUGGCUCUGUAAGGCGGCCCUCUAUCUUUAUGCAGCGCAUUGUUGACAGAUUUGAGAAGCAACUUGAAGAAUGUUGCAAAUUGAUUGGAGAGCUAGAGCAGCUUGUUCAGAUGAAGAAUACUAAAACAUAUCCAGCUUCUUUGGAAUCUCUGCCAAAAGUUAUGUCGAACAUGCAUGACUAUUUUAUCUUUGUUGCUUCUAAGGUGGAAAAUCUUCAUCAAUAUGCUGAUGCAAUAAGGAUUCAAUAUCUUAAUGAUCUGCGGAACAGUGGUAAUCGGAAUGAUCCAUUUGUGGAAGCGGAUAGAAAAGAGGCAGCGAAACAAGAAGCCGCUUCCAUAACAGUCCAUCCAACAUUGGCUGCCCACCUGUCUCCACACAGAAUGGUGACACCCCAAAGCAGGCGUCAGAUGUGUAACUGAAUCAGCUUCGCAUCAGUCCUUUUUCUUGUAUGUCCUUCUGACUCCAUCCCUCUUCCCUCCUUUUUUUUACAGCAGCCUAUGAUUAACUUGUUUAAUGAGAAACUGCAGUGGAACUGUCUGACAUAAGGGCAGACUGUGCUUCCAGAUGUAAAAAUACCUGGUAACUAUAUGAAACCUAUACGACUCACAGGAUAAAUCGGCUGUGGCCACCUCAGUUUUCUUCCUAUCCGUGGCUAAGCUAACAUUGCUUCAGCAGUUUAGCCCAUUUAAGGUUUAAAAACGCUGGCAUUGACUUCUGUAAAUCACUCAGUGAUGAAACCUUUUUGUCGUCCAACCACUUACAAAGUAAUCAACUUCGAAGAUACUUUAUUAUAAUCUUCUUCGACCAAGCUACUUGUUAGUGUAUUGACUGUGAAUCCAUUUCACGUUUGACUUUGACAUAAAAAAAAUCUUAAUUGUGGAGCUUUAUACUUGAAGUGUUGAUUAACCAUCAGGCAUUUAGGUGUGACAUGGGAAUUGUGAUAUGAGAUUUCUCUUGAAAAGGAUGGGAUAAGAUGUGAUUGUGUAAACUGCACCAUUGUUGAUUAUAAAUGCCACGAGAACUAUAACGAUGCAGGUAUUUUUGGUUAAAUAAAAUAUAAGGCUAGAAGGUGAUUGCUAUUUGGCUUCUCACUGAAUGGUUUGGAUUAGUACUUGAUAGAAUUUUCCACACAACAAGGACUUGGUUAAACAGUAUUUUCAAAUGCAUCUAGGGCCACAUUCUCUUUGCUGUGUAUAUAACUUUUCGUAUGCAUGUGGCGGUUUCUCUCUCUUUUGCGGAAUAAACUUCAUGUUUUCUAAGAUAAUCAACUUGCCUUUUGGUUAGGACGGUCAGCUUAUCUAAACUUCUAAAGCGCCAAAUUACAUGCUUCUGUUGCUUCGUCGAAAGCUGCCACAUUAGUACCCAAGCCAUAUAGUAUGUUAUCAUGGAGGGUCCUUACUCGGUUAUGGCAUGUAGUCAUAUUCAAUUACAAAUUCUGGUGGUCUGUCCAGUCUAGCUGUCCUCUUGCUUUGCCAUUGCCUCUUUGGUUAUGUAGUAUUAUCUUUGCCUUGUUUCCCAGACGUAAGCGCUGACGGCAGUUCAUACGCGUAGGGUACCCAAAAAAUACUGGGAACUUUAGCCGUUGACAUUUUGCUAGUUGAUCAUUUCUGUAUCUGGUUGUACACCAAAGCCGCUGCCAGAACAGUCCAUCGAACAUUGCCUGUAGAUCUGUAAGUAACCUUCAUUCUGUAUUGCAGCUUUCACAAAUAACAUCUCAUGUAGUCAGGUUAGUAAACCUUGAAUUUUAUGUAGCAGUUGUCAGAACUAACAUCUCACGUGGUCAGGUAAAACUUUGUUUCUCAUCCUAUCCUUGAUUGGCUUCCAAUUUUUAUCGUUUUGUCAUUCUCCUGUUUAUCUCAGACAGAAUGGUGACACCCUGAAACAGGCGCCAGAUGUGUAACUGAAUUAGCUUCACAUCAGUCCUUAAAUUGUUUAAUGAGAAACUAUAGUGGAGCUGUCUAACAUAAGGGUAGACUUUGCUUCCAGAUGUAAAAAAUACCUGGCAUUCUGACAACUAUAUCAAAACCUAUAGGACUCACACGAUAAAUCCAUGGCUAUGGCCACCUCAGUUUUCUUCCUUUCUGUGGUGAAGCUAACAUUGCGUCAGCAGUUUAGCCCAUUUAAGGUUUAAAACACUGGCAUUGAAUUAUGUAAAUCACUCAGCGAUGAACCUUUGAGUCGCCCAACCACUUAGAGGGUAACUAACAUUUGAAGUUACUCCACUUUAUUAGAAUCUUCUUUGACCAAGCUACUUAUUAGUGUAUUGACUGUGAUAAUCCAUUUCAUGUUUGACUUUGACAUACGCAGUACAAAUGAUAUUAAUUGUGGAGCUUUAUGCUUGAAGCGUUGAUUAACCAUCGUGCAUUUAGGUUGUGACAUGGAAAUUGUGAUAUGAGACUUGUCUCUAAAAAAAAAGGGUACAGUGUGAUUGUGUCAACUGCCCAGCUGUC